Messenger RNA from Cannabis sativa, 1877 nucleotides. RefSeq names its product flavonoid 3'-monooxygenase CYP75B137. Gene Ontology annotation, molecular function: heme binding; monooxygenase activity; oxidoreductase activity, acting on paired donors, with incorporation or reduction of molecular oxygen. NCBI's taxonomy places the organism in Eukaryota, Viridiplantae, Streptophyta, Magnoliopsida, Rosales, Cannabaceae. The transcript is spliced from 2 exons. The record is from RefSeq and is a predicted model, not a curated record. The coding region runs from base 158 to 1732 and encodes 524 amino acids.
CUAACAAAAUAAAAAAUUAAAUAAGAAAGAACUGAAGAAAAGUCACAGUCUUCACUCUAUAAAGUAGUACUUUCAACAAAAGCAUACAUAUAAUUCCAUAUCUAUAUAUAGGUAGUGAUCGAGAGUACAAACAAUUAAUACACUAUCUCAUUCAACCAUGUUCACCAACACUAAAUAUUAUGGGUAUGACCUUUUUGACAUUCUCAUUCUUUUCUCAUCAGCAGCUUUUGCUUUGAUUGCAUUGUUUGGAUGGACAAGAAAAAAGUUAUCAUCGGAAGCACAGCUGCCGCCAGGCCCUCGGGGGCUUCCCCUAGUCGGAUACCUUCCUUUCCUAACUCCAAACAUACACCAAGAUUUCUCAGGUUUGGCCAAGCUUUAUGGUCCCAUUUUCAAGUUAUGGAUGGGAUCCAAACUAUCAGUGGUGAUCACUUCACCACAACUCAUUGCCCAAGUGGUUCGCGAACAAGACACAGUGUUCGCGAACCGAUAUGUUAGUACUGGUGCAGCAGUCAUCACACAUGAUGGUCAAGACAUUGCUUUUGGAUCGUACGGUCCAGAAUGGAAGAAGCUUCGAAAGGUGUUUGUUCGUGAGAUGUCAAGUAAUAACAUGAUUGAUAAUAUGUAUGAGCUAAGAAAAGCAGAGGUGAAAAAAUCUAUGAAGUACAUCUUCGAAAGGAUGAAUACCCCUGUUGAUAUCGGAAGCUUGGUGUUUCAAACUACAAUGAACACUGUCAUAAGUAUGACAAUUGGUGCUUCUUUUAAAGGAGCUGAUGCUGCUAUUGAUAGUGAUGAGUUUAAGAAGGCAGUGGAGGAACUCAUUAGGAUGUUGGGGAAAUUUAAUAUCUCUGAUGUUUUCCCAGCUCUCAGAUGGUUUGAUAUACAAGGAAUUGAAAGAGAUAUUACAAAGAUUACACAUAUGUUUGAAGGCAUGUAUGAUAAAGCCAUUGAUAAACGAAAGAACUCUUUGAAAGAAGGGAAAUCCAUGGGGAAGGACUUUUUACAGUUUCUUAUGGAGCUUCAUGAGGAAAAAGAUAGUGAAACUCCUAUUAGCAUGACUGAAAUCAAAGCCUUGCUUACGGACACUUUCUUGGCUGUAACGGACACUACAACGACCACAGUGGAAUGGGGAAUGGCAGAGAUUCUAAAUAAGCCAGAAGUAUUGAAAAAAAUUCAAGAAGAACUGAAACAAGUUGUGGGACUAAACAACAACGUGGAAGAGUCUCACUUACCCAAACUAACCUAUUUGUAUGCUGUUCUUAAGGAGACUUUACGUUUACAUCCACCAGUGCCAUUUUUAAUACCACGUAAGCCAAGCAAAACUACUGUUGUUGGUGGUUAUACCAUACCAAAAGGAACAACCAUUUAUCUAAACAUUUGGUCAAUGCAAAGAGAUCCUAAUGUUUGGGAAAAUGCUUCGGAGUUCUUACCUGAGAGGUUCUUGGCUGAUCAAAGCAAAGGAGAUAUUGAUUAUAGCUUUUCUGGUAAAAAUUUCAAGUAUCUUCCAUUUGGAUCUGGGAGAAGAAUGUGUGCUGGAAUUUCCUUAGGGGAGAGGAUGUUGAUGCAUAUGUUAGCUUCUUUCUUGCAUUGUUUUGAUUGGAAAAUGCCUAUUGGUACUAAGGUUGAGCUUUCAGACAGGUUUGGGAUUAUUCUUAAGAAGAGGAACUCUUUAAUUGCCAUUCCCACACCAAGACUUUCUGAUUUUGACCUAUACACUACUACUACUAGUACUUGAAAACGUUUGAGCAUGAUAACUGUACUGUACUACUUUUUUUUAAAGCGUUGAUAUAUGUAAUAAUAAGGUCUAAUAGCCGUCAAUAUUGUAAUGUACUAUCUUGCAUCGCAAUAAAUAAUACUAAAAAUUAUAUUCUCUUGCUUAA